AGGUCGCGAUGACGUGAUUGUAGGGCGGUGCUACGGUUGUUGUGGUGACUGAGAGAAGGGGGGUCAGAGGUCGCCCGCGCGGGAGCAGGAAGCGGUACAGAGCCUGGGUUCGGGCUCCGAACAUGCACAGCCUGGCCACAGCGGCGCCUGUGCCGACCGCACUAGCCCAGGUGGACAGAGAGAAGAUUUACCAAUGGAUCAAUGAGCUGUCGAGUCCCGAUACCCGUGAGAAUGCCUUACUGGAGCUCAGCAAGAAGCGGGAGUCCGUCCCAGACCUCGCACCCAUGCUGUGGCACUCGUUCGGCACCAUUGCUGCACUUUUACAGGAAAUUGUAAAUAUAUAUCCAUCAAUAAACCCACCCACGCUGACAGCUCAUCAGUCUAACAGAGUCUGCAAUGCCCUUGCACUACUGCAGUGUGUCGCCUCACACCCUGAAACCAGGUCUGCGUUUCUCGCAGCCCACAUCCCUCUGUUCCUCUACCCUUUCCUGCACACCGUAAGUAAGACUCGCCCGUUUGAAUAUCUGCGACUUACCAGCCUUGGAGUCAUUGGAGCACUUGUGAAGACAGAUGAACAAGAAGUUAUAAACUUCCUCCUGACCACAGAGAUAAUCCCACUGUGCCUGCGUAUUAUGGAGUCUGGAAGCGAGCUCUCCAAAACGGUUGCAACGUUUAUCCUUCAGAAGAUUCUGCUGGACGAUACAGGCCUCGCUUACAUCUGCCAGACAUAUGAGAGAUUUUCUCAUGUUGCUAUGAUUUUGGGUAAAAUGGUGCUGCAGCUUUCAAAAGAGCCAUCGGCCAGGCUGCUGAAACACGUCGUCCGUUGCUAUCUUCGCCUGUCUGACAACCCAAGAGCACGAGAGGCAUUGAGACAGUGCCUUCCUGACCAAUUAAAAGACACCACUUUUGCCCAAGUACUGAAGGAUGACACCACAACCAAACGCUGGCUGGCACAGUUGGUUAAGAACCUGCAAGAAGGUCAAGUAACUGACCCCAGAGGAAUACCUCUCCCUCCUCAAUAAUCACUCCCAUCAAGCGAGGAGGAAUGUGGUGCGGCCGUUACACAUACGCAGAGCAAGUCCAAUGAUAAAAGUGAAGAUUAUGGAAGAUUUUUUAAGACAUGGGUUGUAAUCUUGCCUGCUUCUUGGCUGCGGUGUGCCUGCAUGACAUCGAAAAGUAACAUAACUGUAAUCCUGAAGAAGGAUAAAGGCUUCUACACCAGCAAAAAUACAGGACUACAGCUGCAUUACAUGGACUGUAAGAUUAUAGUUUUCUUGUUGACCAAGACAUGACUGCUUCAGUGUUUUGUAUUUCCUUUUGAGAAAAAAAACUUGAGGGAGAAGGUGGGGUUGAUCUCUGUCCUGUGAGUAUCUUCUGACUUCCAAAGUUUACAAUAAAAUAAACCGUAAUGCAGUCA
This is a messenger RNA of Spea bombifrons (plains spadefoot toad), 1417 nucleotides long. It is a transcript of the gene CNOT9, whose product is annotated as CCR4-NOT transcription complex subunit 9. The coding region runs from base 123 to 1022 and encodes 299 amino acids. Gene Ontology annotation, biological process: mRNA catabolic process; negative regulation of translation. Lineage: Eukaryota; Metazoa; Chordata; Amphibia; Anura; Pelobatidae. The transcript is spliced from 8 exons. Gene Ontology annotation, cellular component: P-body; CCR4-NOT complex; CCR4-NOT core complex. The record is from RefSeq and is a predicted model, not a curated record.